AUGCCGACCAUGUGGCCGUUCCAGACGAUUCGUCGGUCGCACGACCGCGGCGACCCCAUGAACAUUGAUCAAGAGGACACUCGCAUGGUUGAUGCCGAGCACAUGCAGUCACGCGACAACAACAUGAACAGCGCGUCAAACAGUGUCAACAACACAACAAGAGAACCAAAGCCUCGUCUCCUCGGUGGCGGCGGCCCCGGCCGCGACAGCCCCCCAGACAGCCUCUUCGACUACGACAGCGAGGUAGAAGCGGCGCUCAACCGCGGCAGCCCUGCCAACUCACAACGAUCCGAGUCUUCACCCUGCUCGACACGGGCAAAGCUCUGGGCCACGCUUUACGGGUUUCAAGGCUCCGUCCCGUUCCAAGUCGACUCGUCGGCCUCAUAUCUCUCUGCCGUGCGCCAGCUCCUCUCCAUGCCCACGGCCAGGGACACUACCACCACCACCACUACAUAUAUCACCACCGCCAACAAGGGUAAUAGCGACAAUAACAACGACGACGACAGCGCCCCGUACACACUCGUCCAUUACCAAUCCCGCGAACGCACCCUCACCGAGAUCAAGGACGACUUGACGACUGGAAGCGACGGCGAGGCUGUCCGCCACAUUCAGGAGCACUUUGCGUCUGCAAACAACAACAACAAUAACAACAAUGACGACGACGGCAAUACCACAAACAAUAACUCCAACAAUGAACAACAACAGCAACAACAACGCACAGCCGAGGACAAUGACCAUCCCGCGACAUGCUGCGUGCUCUUCGUCCGCCUGCAAACAGAAACGGGUCCCGCGCCGGGACAGUACAAGCCCUCGGCCGCGCAGCUCGGCGUCGACGUCGGUGUCAUCAAGUACCUCCCCGCCGGACGACGACCGCCGCACGUCUCGACCGCGUAUUUCCCCUUUCCCAAGGCCGUUGGAAGACACGAAGAUGCCAGCGAGGCGGGCCAGCCGCUGUUCCACGUCAGGGAAUGGAACGCGAGGCAGUACCUCGAGCACCUGCGCACGGCGGCGGAUGUGUUGCUUGGACGGCCCCCUGGUAGGGGGCAAGGAGGAGACGACUUUCACCACGGUAUAUUGAGGCUAUGUAAAGAACAGACGGACGACGGUGAAGAGGGACAUCUUCAAGGAUACGCGGCGUCGUCGUCGACGCAUGCACUUACCACGCUGCGCCCAUCGGACCUGCAGGACAUUCAACCACAUCACCUCCUCACCAACGAAGGCCCUCCCGGAGUCGAAAUCCAGUACGACCCCCUCGACGACACGCAUAUACACCUCACCCUACCGGGCUUCUACCCCUCACCCUCCUCCGGACACACAACCAUCCUCGCCGCUCGCACCCUCCGCCCCGUCGCCAACGGGCGCCUCGCCACCCCCCCGGACAUCGUCCACAUCCAACGCCUCGUCACCUCGCUCCUCGCCCGCGAAGCCCACGGCGUCACGCACAUCCUCCUCCUCUCCGGGCGCGGCACCCUCGGCCCCGUCCCCGACCGCACCCAGCCCACGGCCCUCAUCCCCCUCAGCCAGUCCGCCGUUACGCUCGACUUUUCCACCAUGAAAGACCUCCGACAGCUCAUCGACAGUAACCCGCGCUCGCUGCUCAUCCACCCGCAGUAUAAAGACGACAACCAUGGCCGCUCCGACGUCUUGGACACGAGAAUGCACGCCGCUUGGGAUACGGACGUCGACAUGGACAAGCGCUGCACGUACCUCCCCUCUCUCGCAUCCUCCGUGGUUGCCUUUCGCGCGCAGGUCGCGCGGCUGGUCGAGCAGGCGCCCGGCGCGGGCCGAGACGCGGACAGGGUUAAUGUGUUUGACGCGGGGACGCACGAAGUCACCAUCCGCGCGGUGCUGCUGCGCGAUAUCAUCACCCCUGAGAUUGAGUUUUCGACGUUUGUCGUCGGGCCGGACACCACCGACGACGAGUGGUUCGCGAUACGCGUGCAGAUCCCCACGCGCAACGCGGAGAUUAACGUCUGGAUGGCCGGGACGUGGGACUGGACACGGGGUCUCGCGAAGAGUAACGUUUGGGGGCCGCGGUACGGCAGGAUUCAGAGAUUCCCGCCAAAGACCAUCACCACCACCACCACCACCACCACCAACAGCAGCAGAAGCAACAGUCGCAGCAGCAGCAGCAAGAACAGCGAAGGCCGAACCCCCUAUGGCUACGCCGACUACGUCUUCCAGUCCGCGCCGCCCGCCCUCGAAGCUCUCGCCAACCCCCUGCCAGAGCCCUCCCAGAGCGCCCGCCUGUCCGCUCCCCCCGCGGCAAAUCCCUACACGACGAAGCCGCCAUCGCCAACACCGAGCGUCGUCGCAGCAGCAGAGUGCCCGUUCCCGGGCUGUGGGUUCGUCUACGCCGAGGCCCAGGAAGCCGACCUCGCGGCCCACGUCGUCGGGGCGCACGCGCGUCGCAUGUGCAUGUGGUGCGAUGAGACGAUCCCCGACGCGUGGACCGACGAGCAGAAGGACGAGCACGCGCGCACGCACCGCGACCGCUUGCUGGCCGCCCUGGGGGUCCAGAGCGUAGGAAGCCUGACCCAGCAGGGCGACAGCAGCGGAAGCAGCAGCAGAAGCAGCAGCAAGUCCGUGUCCGUGUCGGUGGCCCUGAACCCGGGCCCAACCUCUUCCUCCUCCUCCUCCUCCACCACCGCCGCCGCCCCCAUCGACCUCCCCCUCCCCCUCCCCCGUCCCGCCGCCGCCACCGGGGCAGAAGAAGAGCUCGACGGCCGCAGCAGCAGCAGCAGCAGCAUCACCACCACCACCACGGCGUCGCGCCCCGUGGUGCCGAACCAGCGGUUCUGCGACCGCUGCGGACGCGACCGCCGGCGCUUCGCCACGCAAGCGGAGCGGACGUACCACGACCGGCACUGCGUCCCGGGGGUGUACCACGGCGCCAGGUGCCGCUUCUGCCGCCGUUGCGGCGACUACCGCUGGGCGUCGCGCGAGGACCGGCGCCUGAGCGGGCGUGCCGCCGGCGAUGGUGGUCGCAGGACGGCGGCGACGACGUGUGGGCACGACGAUGACAACGAGGAUAACGCAGAGUGUCGCUUUUGCGCGCUCUGCGGCCUCGACGUCGUCGGGGCCCUGCUGCCUGGCGAGACGACGACGACGACGACGACAAGAGAAGCGGCGGUCGCCGCCCACAUCGAGGCGUGCCGCGGGUACGGCGCGCAGCCGGGACGCUUUUGUCCGCACUGCGGCGUGGCCUUUUGGAAAGGUCACGCCCAGGCGGACUGGCUGUACAACACCAGGCACAUUGAGGCCUGUCGCGCCGCCGCCGCCGACGAGGAGGACGAGGACGAGAACGAGGACGAAGUCGCUGCCGCCCCUCGGGGCAAGAAACGCCGCCGCCAGCAGCAGCAGCAACAACAACAACAAGAGGCUGCCGCCGCCGCCGCCGCCGCCGAUGAUGAUGACGACGACGAUAGCGACGAGCGGCGCCGGGCCGCCAAGCGUCGUUGCGCGCGCCCCGGGGACGACGACGACGACAACCUGCCGGCGCUGGCGCCGCAGCAGCAGCAGCAGCAGCAACAACAGCAACAGCAACAGCAGCAGGAAGAAGAAGAGGAGGAGAAGAAGGAGGAGGAGCAGCAGCAGCAGCAGCCCGUCCGCCGGCGCCGGGCCACCCCCGGCGUCAAGACCCGUACCCAGCCGCCCCGCGCCGCACGAACCCGCGCCGCGUCCAAGGCGCCCCCCGCCCGCCCGACGACGACGACGGCGACGGCGACGAGGACGAUGAGGAAGAGGAAGAGGUGA
Purpureocillium takamizusanense is the source of this 3756-nucleotide messenger RNA. RefSeq lists its product as uncharacterized. The transcript is spliced from 2 exons. The record is from RefSeq and is a predicted model, not a curated record. Bases 1 to 3756 code for a protein of 1251 amino acids. NCBI's taxonomy places the organism in Eukaryota, Fungi, Ascomycota, Sordariomycetes, Hypocreales, Ophiocordycipitaceae.